UUUCUGGCCAUCACUUAAGUAUACGUGCUUGCUUGUCAUCAUCAAAAUCUAUGGGAAUUUGUAUAUCUCUAGAUGUGUUGGUUUGACUUGACAUUGCAUGCUAACUAUCUCAGGGAUGCCAUUUUUCUUUUGAUUUAGGUAGCUAAGCUACGUAACCAGCUAGCCGUCAGCCUGCUGGCUAAUGAAGCUGAUGAGCCAAGCUAACCACAUAGCGGUAGUAUCGAAUAUCUACUGUCAUAACAUUGUAUUUACAUGUAAAGUCACGCACGUUAACUACCGCUCCAUUUAUUGACGACGUCUGCUGCAGACUGACGUUAGCUAACCUGAAGAAACGACAAAUUACUGUAGCUACAUUACGUUAGCAUGUAGCUUGCUAGCUACGUUACAGCUCGUUUAUUCGAUCCCGCAGAGAUGUAGCGCUAGCGGUGAGAUCAACGCUGAAAACCAGUCAGCCCUAACGUCAACUACCAGUGCAAAUUUCACCUAUUAUCACAUCCAAAUACUCAUAAUUCUUUUAGCAUUUAAUGCGAACUUAAGCUAAUUAACGCUGCCAUUAAUACAAUUUAUCUUGCUAACAUGAAAUGGCUUGCAAAAUAUAUCCAACAAUCUUUCCAGACUGUCAGUGUUCAUAUUCACAUUAUGCUAACUUCGAGCUAAUGUCGAUGCUAGCCAACGUUAGCCAGCCCUGUUGUCUGACUAUCAUCGUCGGCAUCUCUUUGUUUUGUGAGCCAAUGACCGAAAAAGACUGAUAACGUUGCCUAACGUUACUCACUGCAAAGAUGUCAAAGAGACCAUCCUAUGCCCCUCCCCCUCCCCCUGCCCCUGCAACUCAAAUGCCCAACACUACCGGGUUUGUGGGGUACAACCCAUACAGCCACCUGGCCUACAACAACUACAGACUGGGAGGGAGCCAAAGCAGCAACAGUCGGGUAACGAAUUCUUCUGGAAUAAAUAUCCCAAAGCCACCCAAGCCACCGGAUAAGCCAUUGAUGCCAUACAUGAGAUAUAGUCGUAAGGUUUGGGAUCAAGUAAAAGCCUCCAAUCCUGAUCUGAAGCUAUGGGAAAUUGGGAAGAUAAUCGGUGGCAUGUGGAGGGACCUCACUGAUGAGGAGAAACAGGAUUAUUUGAAUGACUACGAAGCAGAGAAGAUUGAGUAUAAUGAGAGCAUGAAGGCCUAUCACAACUCGCCAGCCUACCUGGCCUACGUCAAUGCAAAAAGCCGGGCCGAGGCAGCUCUGGAAGAGGAGAGCCGCCAGAGGCAGUCCAGACUGGACAAGGGCGAGCCUUACAUGAGUAUUCAGCCAGCAGAGGAUCCAGAUGAUUACGACGACGGGUUUUCUAUUAAGCACUCGGCUGCAUCUCGUUUCCAACGCAACCACCGCCUGAUCAGCGAGAUCCUCAGUGAGAGCGUGGUCCCAGAUGUGCGGUCAGUUGUUACCACGGCUCGCAUGCAAGUCCUCAAACGCCAGGUCCAGUCCUUGAUGGUCCACCAGAGAAAGUUGGAGGCGGAGUUGCUUCAGAUUGAAGACCGCCACCAGGACAAGAAAAGAAAAUUCAUCGAAGCCACAGAGUCGUUCACAAAUGAGCUCAAAAGGCUGUGCUGUAUGAAGGUGGAAGUGGACAUGGAGAAGAUUUCUGCAGAGAUUGCUGCAGCAGAAGAGGCAGCCCGCAAACGGGUGGCAGAACGAGAGAAGGAUGCCGGAGACCGAGGUGCAAGAGAGGCCCCCACCUGUGUUUUAGCAGAAGAAGAAAAACACAUUUGUGCAACACAUGGCAGCAAGUCCCAGCAAGGCUCUCUCAGUGAAAGCAGCAACAAGGAAGGCGAGGACACAGAAUCCAACACAGAUACACCAGGGAAGCCGAAGGCCGCAGAGGUGCUUGAGGCUCAUCCAGGCAGUGAGGAGGGGGCGUCAGAGGACAAGGAGAGCGUCCCGGAGGGAGCCAUGGAGGAGGGAACCAGCGACAGUAACACAGGAUCAGAGACCACCUCUGCUCAGACAGAAGAUGCCCCGACUAGUGAGCCAUCAGAGGGGCCCAGCAAAGCAAGAGCUGCCCACUGAGUCCAACACCUGACUGUUUGUGAACUGUAAGGCUCUCAUUACAUCUGUUGGCCUCUGAUAUCAUCCUCUGAUAACAUAUAUUGCACAGUAUCAUCUCAGUUUGUCAAAGCAUAUGAAGAGAGUUCAGAUGGGCUCAAUGUUUAACAAGCCUGAGGCAAAGAUGGUGCUUUAGUGGAGUUUGAAAACACCCAGGCUCGCAGGCAUGCGCUGAAUGAAAACAAAUGAAAGAUGUAAAGCGCUUGAAGCCGACAAAGGAAUGAUCCCGUCUAAAAUCAAUGGCUGCUAAGUGCGCCACAGAAGCCCACGUGAAAGCACUAUAUUUUCUCCACAGGCCUCAUUGCCAUUUGAAAGAACCCAUACAGGCCCUCUUCAGCACAUAUGGAUACAUAUCUCUAGCACUAUGUCUGACAGAUCCCAGAUCGUCGCGAGUUAAGACUGGCUAUAUUAAAAAGCUGUCACAUGAAACAAACAUUGUUCAGUGUUAUAUUUAACGUUGUCCUUUGUAUUGUAGUGUCAUUGUUGCUUUUAUCGUUACUUUUGCAUGUAUUUUUGCAAUUUUUUAAAAUCAGUUGGCAUACUUGUGAAGAGUGGAGCUGGGUGACCAUCUCCUCGGCAGGAGAAUAUUUGUUUACUCUCUGUAUCAGUAUUACAGUGACAGUAUUGUCUCAGGAGUUUGUAGUCAUUAGUAGUAGUUAUUUUUGUUAUUUAUUAUCAGCAUUUUUAUUAUACUUGUGUAUUGGUUGUCCUGGGCUCGGCUCAGUCCAUCCAUAUGUAUAUCACAUGAUCAUCAAUGCUGUACAAUGCUCGACUACCAGUGUUCUCAAGUUUGCUAGCUGUCAAUCAAAUCAAAAGCUGUACGCUUAGAACAUUUGUGUUAUGAUCAAUAUUGCAAUUUUCAGACGAAAACUUUUAAAUGUACCGUAAUUGUGUACACAGUGUAACGAGGUUUCCUUAAACAUGGAUUUACAUGUCGUAAAACAGCUUGAGCAGUCAUAAACAUGCAGUCUUAAAAUGAGUUUCCUUUUGCAUAUUUAUACCAAUAAACUUUUCUACCCUGAA
This is a messenger RNA of Siniperca chuatsi (mandarin fish), 3119 nucleotides long. RefSeq names its product SWI/SNF-related matrix-associated actin-dependent regulator of chromatin subfamily E member 1-like. The transcript has 11 exons. Gene Ontology annotation, biological process: negative regulation of DNA-templated transcription. Gene Ontology annotation, cellular component: SWI/SNF complex. Lineage: Eukaryota; Metazoa; Chordata; Actinopteri; Centrarchiformes; Sinipercidae. Gene Ontology annotation, molecular function: nuclear receptor binding; nucleosomal DNA binding. The coding region runs from base 780 to 2060 and encodes 426 amino acids. The record is from RefSeq and is a predicted model, not a curated record.